Molecule: messenger RNA, 660 nt
Organism: Candida albicans SC5314
Lineage: Eukaryota; Fungi; Ascomycota; Pichiomycetes; Serinales; Debaryomycetaceae
Exons: 1
Coding region: 1-660 (219 amino acids)
Source: RefSeq, a predicted model, not a curated record
AUGACUACUACUUCAAGACUACGGAAAUUUGAUAAAUCAUUAAUACAGGAAUCAACGUCGACUGAAACUGCCGAUAACACAGAAUUGAUUGAUAUUGAUGAUCAAACCAAUUUAAUUGAUCAAUUGACAAUAACUAAUCAAAUCAAUUAUGCAAAAUCAAUGAAAUAUCUUAUUUAUUUAUAUAUUUUACAAAUUGUUUUGGUUUUAUCAUUAUCAAUAACUCAAACAAAACGAUCAAAUAAUUCAAUCAACAACAGUAACGCAAACAAAAAAACCCAUGUUGAUCAUCGCUUACAAUAUAUUUUAUUGAUUCUUCUGAUUUGUUUAAAUAUCAUCAAUGUAAAAUUUGGCACCAUCACCACCACCACCACCAACAACAACAACAUUAACAAUAUAAUUAGUCAAGGAUCACUGAUAAAUUUAAAUAAAUGGAUGAAAUGGAUCAAUAGAUUAAUCACAUUACAAUUAUUAUAUCAUGGAUAUCUGAUGAUAAUUGUGUCAUUGACAACUAAUAUUAUUGAUCAAUAUCGUGGGAUAUUAUUUAUGAUAUUACCUGGAUUUAAUAUUUUCAUGCCAUGGUUAUUUUUUUAUUGGUAUAAACAUAUGGAUAAACUGGUUCAACAAUUGAAUGAAUUGAAAUAUGAAUAUAAAAAUGUCUAA